GUGGCACAAUAGCACGCAUGGAUGAGUCUGCACAUGUGAGGGUCUCAUUCACCGUCUGUCAUGGAUUUGCCCCCUCACCUUCUCAGCUAACUGUCUGUCUGUACAUGCAGAGUGUGACGUGUCGACUCCUCCCUCCCCCUCGUCAAGCUAAGCUAGCUUAUCCCUCGGCGGCUCGGUUGCCGGUGUAGCCAUUCAGGUUGGGACCGUUAGCGCCGCCUGCCGACAGCACCGCCGGGGAGUUGCCUUGGGUGCCCGCCUCGAUGUCUGCCCCACCUGCCAACCACCAACACACACACAGACGAGAGAGAGGUGUUGGCAUUGGCACGAGCAGCUGACCAGCAGCCCCACAUACAUACCUCUGUCCGGAGCGUCCAGGUCAUCAGUCGAACCCAACUUGUGGCCAUGCCCACUGAACACCUGCACACGACACACACACACACACACACAGAUGGUCGGUCGCAUGAAUUCAUGCGUCGCUCGCAGAUGAAUCCACUAAAGUUGUGUUGCUGCCGGGUCCAUUUCAUUCGCUCACCUUGAAGCCUGCCGGCACGCUGGACCUGGCAUUGGGCUGAUAGAACGAACCUCUCUGAGACGUGUCUGUGGAGCUGGUGUCCUGCCGCCCGAUGGUGGUGUAGCCCAGCGCACGACUCGACGUCACAAAGCCGGGGACCUCCUUGACGAAGGGCAUGGCGUUCUCGAUGCGCUGCACGACCACAGCGGACGGCAGCAGAUACUUCAGAGGCCUGCAGGUAUACACAACGAUUGACUCCAUGACAUGACCGACACUGUGGGAGCCUUCCUUCUGUGUGCGCUGGUAGGCGUGUGCGGCCGUACGGUACCCGUAGUGUGUGAGUACGGCCACGAUGAGUCCGGCCAGGCCAGCCCAAUCGAUACUAACAGACAAGAGAGAAAAUAUGGCCACCAACAAGGGCGCAAACCAACUGACCACACAUGCCAUGCACCACAGACAGACAGGCGACGCGAACAGAUCGAAUUCCUCAUUCUGCAGAUGGGGCCAGCCACUUGUGCGUACCAGGCGGGGACGGUGAAUGGGAGAGGGAAUACGAGCCGGGGUACGUCAGGGGUCUUAAGGCAAUCGGCGUGGAGCAGGCAGAUCAAUAUCGACUAACGGCACAAACCACCACACAGCACAGCACCCCCACCAGUCAAGACACCAGAUGUGGGAGGGAGCGGGGCUGUGUGCUUACGAAUAGGCCCGAGUAGGGUCUGACGAGCAGGAUCAUGCCCCAGGAGGGGAUAAGUGCCCACACGAGCAGCACGCUCAGCACGAUACAGAUGUUGAUGGCCACGGACAGGAUGAAGAACCGCAUUGUGGUCUCCACCGUCCCCGUGUUGCUCUCGAUCUGCGCCAGAAAGACACCGCCCAGCAGCAUCAUCAGCAGCAACUCCUGCACACACCCACGCCACACACACAGACACACACACACAUACGGCAUGAACGACAGAUGGUGCGGCCCCGAUGGUUGGGCUCGUCAUGGUGCUCUGCUUACGAUGAUGUUGAAGUGCAUCAGAUGCGCGAGAACGAGCCUCUGGACGCCGCCAUGAAUGACGGCAGCAGGUAUGCAGGCGAAGGGCAGCUCCGCUCCGCACACCGUAGCGAUGAAGAGGAUCGGCAACGUCACCAGGAGGGCCCUGAGCAUCACACGGACACGGCAGAGAGGGGCGGCAUCCAUCCAUUCAGCGCCAAUAUGCAGCGGAGCUUGUGCUAACCUGGUGAGCAGCGGGCAGUUGAUGAACCACGACGUGAUGUUGGUGCCCAGGUCUCGCGAGUCCGACAUCGUGGCAGGGGAGGUUGCGCACUUUGCAC
Messenger RNA from Vitrella brassicaformis, 1828 nucleotides. NCBI's taxonomy places the organism in Eukaryota, Vitrellaceae. The record is from the annotation of a GenBank genome assembly.